AUGUCCAUUUCGCAGCAGUCGAUGCUUCCUGGAUCACAAUAUGCACCAAAUCCGACGACAGUAGCUGGUGCUUCUGAUUCCACUGCCUCGACGGCAGGAAGUAGUGCAGCGAACGCUAGCGCUUCAGGAGACUCGGCGUCAUCAGCGGUCUCUACUCCUGCUUUAGACGCUGUUACGGCCGCAACAGGUGCACAAUCAGUGGCCCCGUUCAAUGAUAAUGCAGCGUAUUUAGCGGGUGGCACUUCUUCUGGCACUUCUGUCGGGACAGCCACCGAUUGGAGAAACAAAGACGCCGAUCGAAGCGCGAGGCAGCAUAUUGCACGGAUUAUCUUGACGUUAAUAAUGAAGAGUGCGAAUAGACCAACAUCCGCUAACUACAAUCCCCGAGAGAUUGCAAGGAGAUUGGAACACACCUUGUAUAUGGGAGCGCCGUCCAAACAAGAAUACAGCAGCGUACAGACUCUAAAGGUACGGCUACAGCAAGCUUUGGACAACUCGAGGCGACGGCAAAUGCAGCAGCAGCAGGCACGACUUCAGCAACAGCAGCAGCAGCAGCUCCACGCGUCAGGGACACCUACGAAUCCUGUCCAGCAACAAACACAGGCACAAUUGCUUCAGCAGCGGCAAAUGGCGCUGCUGCAGAGACAACAGCAACAGCAAAUGGCCGUAGCCUUGCACAAUCAGCGAACAAACUUGCAGGCAGUCCCGUUUUCUGAGACUUCCACUGCGAUGCCGCAGGUUCCUCGGUCCCAGCCUCUUCAGGUGCCAGUAAGUAUGCCAGAAGUGACGGUGAAGACUCCAGGAUUGGUCAAUGUAGUAAAUGUGGCUCUAGGUGCGGCUACUUUGAAUUCUGGCAGUGGAGUAGAGGGUUCAAGUAAUUCCAUAUUGGAUGAGUUGGAGCGCGAGGCAGACGAGAUGGCUAAUCGAGUGAUUGAUCAACCUCUUUCAAUGCCGGAAUCUGAGCUACACGUGUCUACGGCGGCAACUGGGGUAUUGGAUACUGCCAGUGGAAAUAAGUUCGUGAACGCAACACCACCACCUGCUUCACCUGCCGUGAUUGCUGGUGUCGGACGGGACUCAUUUAGCGCCGUUCCAUUGAGCAUGCCACCGGAAAUAAGUGCUAGCGUCGCCACAUCUGUCGGUCUUGUUCAGCCGGAUCUCACAAUGGCUAGUGCUGCCCCUGUGACUACUGUUGCUGGAGCGAAUAUGUAUCACGGGAUGAGUUUGACUGCACCGCAGAUUCAUCAGAUUCAGCAAAUGCAGCAGCUAAGGCAGAUGCAGCAGCUCCAGCAGCUUCAACAGCAGCAGUUGAAUGGAAACGUUAGUGCUGCCCAGCUGCAGACUAGUACUACCGUACCGACCAGCGGUAUGUUAACUACACACCCAUUAAGUCCCGCUACCGUGGCCGGAAACGGGAUUGCGCCUGGAAUGAUUCAGAUGGAUGAGGUGUCGAUAGCUCAAAAGCGAGAAGAACUAAAGCGACGACUGAUUCAGCUAAAGCACGCGCGAACGUGCACCUCGGAUGAAUGUGGAAUCGAUCACUGCAGCCGCACGAAGGCGUUGCUUUCACAUGUGUCUCGCUGCGCAGACGCUCAGUGCGUAACGCUGGGGUGUAAGUCGACUCGACAGUUACUAUCACACUUUCGUAAAUGCCGCAACCUACAGUGCGACGUGUGUAGUGCUAUCCGGCCUCCGAUGAACGAGAAUGAACAGCAACUGGUAUUGCGACGUCAACAGGAGCGGCUUUGCAUGCUACGCCACGCUAGUACUUGCACAAUGGAGAAUUGUGUUCUGCCGUAUUGCGCUGGGAUGAAAGUGCUCUGGAAGCACAUCUGUGAAUGCCACCAGCGUCAGUGUCGAACAGACCAUUGCAUUUCUUCGCGUUACGUGCUAUCUCAUUUUAAGCAGUGCAACAAGAUGAUCUGUGAAGUAUGCGGUCCCGUGCGAAAAGCUAUCAAAGUAGUGGACUCUUGUCGAGGGAACCCUACCCAGCUUCAGUUGUCGGCAAGCCAGUGUCCGGACGGCGUGCGCGGGUUGAUUAAAAUAAUGAACACCACCAUUGCAGCAAAUGCUUCAGAGACCUCAGCUGUUGCUGCACAGGCAGGAGUCGGAAACGAUGUGACAGGCGGUUCCCAACCAGCAAGCGCUAAGGCAAAGGGGACACCUGUGGCUAGUACUAUCGCUUUUGGUGCGGCUAGUCCGUGCCGCACUACUGCUGCCAGCGAAGCUAAAAUAACAAAGAUGAAAGAACCGAGUCUGGCGGAGGACACGAAGAAGAAACCAUUGAAGCUUCAGACCGAAAAAGAGAAAAAACUUCGCCGGAAAGAGCAAGCUAAAGUCGCGAAGGCUCGUGCCCAGGCAAAGGCAGCCGCGGCGGCAGCGGCAGCACUCACUGGACCUAUUGCUGCUUUGACAGCGACAGAGGCUGCACAGCCUGCGGUGCACAAUGGUCUCGUCGUUCGUGGCACUCAGACGGAGCUACGCGACGACCACCAUAUUUCGCAUCAAGACAUAUCUUUCCUGGAUUCGAUGACAGAAGGCCAGCUAGAUGAGCACAUCCGUUCACUUCGGUUCAAUUUCUGUGGACACAUCUCGAUCAGUGAGUUAAAGAGUCGACUGAUGCCGUUGCUUACUAAGCUCAUGGAAAGUGAUUAUGGUUGGACAUUCAACAAUCCGGUGGAUCCUGUGCAGUGGAACAUCCCUGACUACUUUGACAUAAUCAAGUGCCCGAUGGAUCUUGGCACGAUCAAAAAGAGGUUGGAAAGUGAGCACUACAGCAGUGUUGAGUCGUUUGCAGGUGACGUGCGUUUGGUGUUCGAGAAUUGCAUCGCAUACAACAGCAGUACGAACAAAUUCAAUAUUGCAGCAAAGCAGUUGCUUGCUUCAUUCAAUAAGGCAUUGGCAGCGCUCAAAAAUGUGUUGGAAAAGCAGCUAUUUAAACGCUGCGAACAGCGUCGCGAAGAGAUGUGUCAGCUGUGUGGAGGCGACUCAUUUAAGUUCGCGCCGUGUAUGCUUUUCUGCAGCGGCCCUUGUGCUGGCCGAAUACGAAGACAUACCCACUACUACAGCGAUCCUCGAGGAGAGCACCAUUGGUGCUCAAGUUGCUACAAGCAGAUGAAAGACGGCCCAGUUGACAUGUCGCUUGUGCCUCAAUUGUCAAGCGCCACAACUGAAGUAGCUCCCCCUCCUGGCGCUGACCUCGUUCCUUUCGAUGGUGUACUAAAGAAAGCGUCGUUGGUAAAGAGGAAAAACAGUGAGGUUGCAGAAGAGCCGUGGGUGGAAUGUGACUCCUGCAAGUUGUGGUAUCACCAGAUCUGCGCUUUAUUUAAUGAACGGAACCACGCAAUCUCAGGCGAGCAAGAACCGUUCGUGUGUCCGAUUUGUGUAAAGAAACAACGCGUCGCUGGAGUGAAGCCGUCACUACUCAAUGGUCUUAAGGCCAAACGCCUUCCGAUCACACGAAUGGCAAAGCUGAUUGAGACGCGCGUGCUGGAUUCUAUUGAAAAGGCGGGCAAGGACGAAGCAGUACGUUUGGGUAACAUGGGCAACUCUGACAGUAUCGGCUUUUCCAGUGGCGCCAAAGAAUCUUCGUCCGACACGCAAUUUGGAGUUACUAUUCGCGAGGUUCUCAGCAUUGAUAAGCAAGUGCAGGUCAAACCCAGGAUGGCUAAGUUACUAGCAGCAAAGUAUGGGAAAACCAUGAAGACCGAUCACGGUGCUGGGGUUGCGGCUGGGCAGACGAAGUCGCUAAAACGCCCGCGCCCGACAAAAUCCAUUGCUGGCAAGACUGCUAUUGCAGCGGCAUCGAUGUCUUUGUCGUUGCAGCUAACGUAUCGAUCGCGAUGCAUUUGCGUCUUCCAAGAACUGGAUGGCGUGGACGUGCUUAUCUUCACACUUUAUGUGCAGGAAUAUGGCCCGGACUCGCUUUCACCAAAUGCUGGGCGAGUGUACGUCUCGUAUCUGGACUCGGUAAACUACUUUCAGCCGAAGAAGCUGCGUACGUUGAUGCAUCAGCAGGUGAUGUUAGGCUUUCUGGAAGACUGCAAAAACCGUGGCUUCCACACGUGCCACAUUUGGUCUUGCCCACCGCUAAAGGGCGAUGACUACAUUUUCUUCUGCAAGCCGGAGAACCAGAAAAUUCCAAAGUCGGCGCGUCUGCGCCAGUGGUACCAAAAAUUGCUGGUGCAAGCCAAACGGGAUGGGCUCAUUGCCAACGUUUCCAAUCUUUACGCUGAGUACUACACAAAGAAAAAAGCAGCUCACGAUCUGCCCUACUUUGAAGGCGAUUACUGGCCGCGGCUCGCUGAGGAUCUCAUCAAGCAGCUUGAAGAAAAAGACAAUCGUGCAAAGUCGAGUGGUACAGGUGACGGCGAUGAUGCUGGUUCAUCUGGAAAUAAGGUGGGCUACAGUGGUGCAAAAAGUACACCCGCUAGUGGCUCGAAGACACCUACGUCUCGAUCUCCUUCGCCGAGUGAGUGUGGCGAUGAAAACGGUAUUGGGACUGAUGUAGCAGCUGGGUCCAAGUCUAAAGCAUCGAUCAAAGGGACGAUGACACCUGCUACAAACAUGAAGAACAAGAGCAAGCGCAGCAAAAUGGGUAACGUUGCCACUGAGCCAUCGGUAACGCGGAGCAGCGCCUCGAAGGCUCGUUCAAAAAAGAGCAGCAAUCCGUCACGCUCGUCGAGCUGCUCGAAAAGUGUGGUAAAUAGUGACCCGCUCAUGCAAAAGCUAAAGGGUAUUCUGGAACCACAAAAAGAUGACUUUUUUGUAGUCGACUUGCAUCCGAAGUGUCAUAAAUGCGGGGCUCCGAUCGUACACGAAGGCUACUGGGAGUUGAAAACAAUUCCUUCUCCUGCGGCUGUGAACAAUUUGCUGGAAGCUGCUAAGAAGUCCCGUACCUCGUCGUCGAGCUCUCGCAGCUCGCCACCGCGCCACUACCAUUAUUACUAUUGUAGUUCUUGUUACGAGACAAACAAGGUCCAGCUAUUGCAUCGUGUGGAGGUGUCUGUCAAGUGUGCGAAACGCGCUAAGGAAUUAAGUGACCGUGUUUACCCGUUGAACGAGAAGGCAGCCGUCGCCGAGCUUGCUGAACUAGAUUUGCAGGAAAUUAAGUUUGAGUUGACACUCAAGUUUGUCGACCCAAUGGAAGACGCUGAGGAAAUAACCCAUUCUGAGGGACGAUCUGGUGAGGUGACGACAUCCGGGGGCAAUGCAAAAGAAGUCGAUGGUGAUCCUGGAUUACUUUCUAGAAAGUGUGCCGUUGCGGAAGCAAGUAGCGCGGCUGUGGGCGAACGUGCGGUCAACAAAACUGCAAGCGGAGCCACAGAAAGUGCUUUGUUGCUGACCAAGGACAGGAAAAUCGAAGAGAAGGAUGAAGAGAAGAAUGGUGUAGCAACAGAACAGACCAAGCAGCCGAAGGAUGUGGUGCGGAAGAAGAUCAAGCGAGUGAUUGGAGACGAUCUGGAUGAUGUGAUCAUGCCCUGUGAGAUCUUUGACACGCGUGAGGCUUUUCUGCUUUACUGUCAAAACAACCAUUGCCAGUUUGACCAGAUUCGUCGAGCCAAGCAUUCAUCGAUGAUGGUGUUGUACCACUUGUUUAACCAAGGCACGACUGGAUUUACGUUUAGCUGCUCGAAUUGCAAGACGACACUGCUGAGCGGUAACCGCUGGAAUUGCUCCAUUUGUCCCGUAUUUAAUCUUUGCGAUGCGUGUCACACAAAAACAAAGCAUGAGCAUCAGCUACAUUUGUUCAAGGUGGUAUCGAUCCCACAACCUGGCAACGAGGUGUCCUACGAGACGGUGAGUACAAAGGUCAAGGGUGUCAUCUACAGUGGUGAUGGCGCGAUAGGCCGUUCCAUUAAACGCGAAGCAGGCAGUUCCGACCUGAAACGCUCGAAGCAGGCGAAACAUGCAACAGGUACUGAAAACAAGGUGAAUAGCUCUCGAAAGCGCAAGUUGCACCAGAACUCCGCUGCAGUUGCGACACCGGUCGCUUCGACAGCUGUAAAGUCUGAGAUUGUAGCAGCAUCGGCGCAGGAAGCAGCCCCUGUACAGAAGGAAGGUACUGCAGCUACAGCUCCGACUACCACGACCGAGUUGGCGGCUGGGAUUGUCUUGAAUGGAGGUGCAAGCGAAGGCGACGCAGCCAAGAAGCGACGAAUUCACAAUAUCGACCCGCAACUUUUGCUGCAGUUGGAGCACGCGAGCAGUUGCACAGUGGCAAACUGUGCGUUUUUCAAUUGCAAUCGUAUGCAGGCCAUGCUCAAACACGGUGCAAUUUGUGAGCAGCGGCUUGCUGGACCGUGCGUGCUGUGCAAGCGUAUCAUUGGACUUCUCUCCGCUCACGCUCGCCAAUGCACGAAAGAUUACGUAUCGUGCAAGGUACCCCGGUGUGCUGACAUCCGUCGCCAUUUUCAAGCGCAGGUUCAAGCUCGACAGCAGCAGCUUCAACGUCCGAAGCAGGGCCAAGCUCAAGACCAUCACGGAGUUGACGAGUCGGGUACUACUACUGCUGUCACUGAUGAAAAGCACGAUGCAGUGACGUAA
This is a messenger RNA of Peronospora matthiolae, 6546 nucleotides long. Lineage: Eukaryota; Oomycota; Peronosporomycetes; Peronosporales; Peronosporaceae. The record is from the annotation of a GenBank genome assembly.